AUGUCCGUCAACGCUUUCAUUCAUUCAUUCAUUCUUUCUUUCUUUCUUUCUUUCUUUCUUUCUUUCUUUCUUUCCCUUUCUUCUGUUCCUUCUUUCUCUCUCAUUUUUUUUAUCUCCUUCCAUCUUUCUUUCUUUCUUUCUUUCUUUCUUUCUUUCUUUCACAUCGCUUCUUUUUCUUUAUCUCCGUUUAGCUUCUUUUUUUUUCUUUCUUUCAUCUCGCUCACUUUUCUUUAUCACUUUCGUUUACCUUCUUUCUUUGUCUUCACUUCCUUUUCAUUUCUGUAUUUCUUUCGUUUAUCGUCUUUUUUUCUUUCUUUCACCGCACACUUUUCUUUAUUCUGCUUUGAUUGGGCAAUUUCUUUCUUUCUUUCUUUCUUUCUUUCUUUCUUUCUUUCUUUCUUUCUUUCUUUCUUUCUUUCUCUUCCUCGUAUUCCUUCUUUCUUUCGUUUCGCUUCCUUUUUCUUUUUUAUCUCCUUCGUUCAGCGUCUUUCUUUCUUUCUUUCUUUUCCUCGUAUUCCAUCUAUCUUUCUUUUCGCUUCCUUUUUCUUUCUUUAUCUCCUUCGUUUAGUGUCUUUCUUUCUUUCUUUCUUCAUUUCAUUCUUUUUUUUUUCUUUCUUUCUUUCUUUCUUUCUUUCUUUCUUUCUUUUCUUUGUUUCACCUUUUUCCUUUUUCUUUAUCUCCUUCGUUCAGUCUCUUCCAUUUUUUAUUUAUUCUUUAUUUACUUGUUUCUUCUUUUAUUUUUCUCUAUUUAUUUAUUUAUCUCUCUACUCCUUUCUUCCUUUCUUUCUUUCUUUCUUUCUUUCUUUUUUUCACCUUGUUCCUUUUUCUUUGUCUCCUUCGUCUAGUCUCUUCCUUUCUUUCUUUCUUUCUUUCUUUCUUUCUUUCUUUCUUUUCCCGCAUGUUCAUUUUGCUUCAUUCGUAUUUAUCCUUUUCAUUCUUUCUUUCUUUCUUUUUUUUGUAAGUAUUCUUCCCAUUCUUUGUUUGUUUGUUUGUUUCUUUCUUUCUUUCUUUCUUAUUAAUAUUCAUUCUUUGUUUUUUUCUUUCUUUCUUUUUUCUUUCUUUCUUAUCGGUAUUCUUUUAAUUCUUCCUUUCUUUCUUAUCAGUAUCUUUUCUUUUUCUUUCCUUUCCUUUUCUUUUUCUUUCUUUCUUUCUUUCUUUCUUUCUUUCUUUCUUUCUUUCUUUCUUUCUUUCUUAUCAGUAUCCUUUCUUUCUUUUUUUCUUUCUUUCUUUCUUUCUUUCUUUCUUUCUUUCUUUCUUUCUUUCUUAUCAGUAUCCUUUCUUUCUUUUUCUCUUUCUUUCUUUCUUUCUUUCUUUCUUUCUUUCUUUCUUUCUUUCUUUCUUUCUUUCUUUCUUUCUUUUCUUAUCAGUAUCCUUUCUUUCUUUCUUUCUUUUUUAUUUCUUUCUUUCUUUCUUUCUUUCUUUCUUAUCAGUAUUUUUUCUUUUUCUUUCCUUUCCUUUCCUUUUCUUUCUUUCUUUCUUUCUUUCUUCUCGGUAUUUUUUUAA
Molecule: messenger RNA, 1503 nt
Organism: Acanthosepion pharaonis
Lineage: Eukaryota; Metazoa; Mollusca; Cephalopoda; Sepiida; Sepiidae
Source: the annotation of a GenBank genome assembly